AUGGUGUCCCACGUCCCUCUACAUGAAAUAGAGACAUCAUUCAUCCCUAAAUCUGUGAAGUUGAGUCAGCAGAAGAUAGAAGGGGACCACACAGGGGUCAGGGGUCACAUUGUGGGGAGUCAGCAGAAGAUAGAAGGGGACCACACAGGGGUCAGGGGUCACAUUGUGGGGAGUCAGCAGAAGAUAGAAGGGGACCACACAGGGGUCAGGGGUCACAUUGUGGGGAGUCAGCAGAAGAUAGAAGACAACCACACAGGGGUCAGGGGUCACAUUGUGGGGAGUCAGCAGAAGAUAGAAGACAACCACACAGGGGUCAGGGGUCACAUUGUGGGGAGUCAGCAGAAGAUAGAAGACUACCACACAGGGGUCAGGGGUCACAUUGUGGGGAGUUAG
This is a messenger RNA of Haliotis rufescens (red abalone), 393 nucleotides long. Its product is annotated as protein Ycf2-like. The record is from RefSeq and is a predicted model, not a curated record. NCBI's taxonomy places the organism in Eukaryota, Metazoa, Mollusca, Gastropoda, Lepetellida, Haliotidae. The coding region runs from base 1 to 393 and encodes 130 amino acids. The transcript has 2 exons.